UGCGCCGGAAGUGCUGCGGGGACGCGUGCGCGCCGCCGUGGCCCCGGGGGUCGUUGAGGGAGCCGGAAAGGCUGUGCUGGGCGCCAUGCUGUCUCCCGAGGCGGAGCGAGUGCUGCGGUACCUGGUGGAGGUGGAGGAGCUCGCAGAGGAGGUGCUAGCGGAUAAACGGCAGAUCGUGGACCUAGACACCAAGAGGAAUCAGAACCGAGAGGGUCUACGGGCCCUGCAGAAAGAGCUCAGCGACUCUGAGGACGUGAUGGUUUGUUUCGGAAGCAUGUUUAUCAAGAUGCCGCACCCUCAGACCAAGGAGAUGAUUGAGAAAGAUCAGGAUCAUCUGGAUAAAGAAAUUGACAGACUGAGGAAACAGCUUAAAGUGAAGGUCAGCCGCCUCCUGGAGGCCCAAGGCAAACCAGAGCUGAAGGGCUUUAACCUGAACCCCCUCAACCAGGACGAACUUAAAGCUCUCAAGGUCAUCUUGAAAGGAUGAGGUGUGAGCACCGUGGUGGGGAAGCGCAGACCAGCACCCCCAAGUCAGAGGAGUCGGACAGGGGCAGCUGCACCCUGGAAGCAGCAG
This is a messenger RNA of Ochotona princeps (American pika), 574 nucleotides long. It is a transcript of the gene PDRG1, whose product is annotated as p53 and DNA damage regulated 1. The record is from RefSeq and is a predicted model, not a curated record. Lineage: Eukaryota; Metazoa; Chordata; Mammalia; Lagomorpha; Ochotonidae. The coding region runs from base 86 to 487 and encodes 133 amino acids. Gene Ontology annotation, cellular component: prefoldin complex. The transcript has 5 exons. Gene Ontology annotation, biological process: protein folding.